Paramecium sonneborni is the source of this 1270-nucleotide messenger RNA. Lineage: Eukaryota; Ciliophora; Oligohymenophorea; Peniculida; Parameciidae. The record is from the annotation of a GenBank genome assembly.
AUGAAUAAUUUCAAGCUUUUUGAUAUUAAAAAAGAGAUUGGACCUUUUAUAAUAUACGACAAAGAUAUUUAGGAAUAAUCUAAAAUUUAUCUAUCAUAUGAUAAAGAAAACAAAAGAAAAUUUUGUGCUAAAAUUAUCAAUUAAGAAUAAAUGGAAAUUGAAGAAUAUCAAAAGCAAAUAAUUAUUCAUUAAAAAAUAUAAUAUAUCUACCAUGAGAACAUUUUAAGAAUCUAUCAAGUUAUUACACAAUAAAAUGUUACUUAUAUAUUUUAAGAAUUAUGUGAUUAAGAUUUAGCAUAAUAUAUGGAUAAUAAAUAACUACUAAAUAAAAAAUAAUUAGGGAAAAUAGAAAUUUUAGACUUUAUUUCAUAAAUUUCUAAUGGCUAUCAAGCUUUAAUAUAAAAUGCCAUUAUUCAUAGAGAUAUAAAACCUUAAAAUAUUCUUUUAAGUUAUGAUUUGGAAAAAAAUAAAAUCAUUUAUAAAGUAACAAUUAAAUUUAAUUUUAAGAUUUGUGAUUUUAACGUAAGCAAGACAGAAUUUAAAAACAGAUUGUAAACACCUUUUUAUAAAGGCACUUUUGCAUAUUUAGCACCAGAAGUUAUCUCUGAUUGCAAAAAUGCAAGCCAUGCUUCAGAUGCAUUUUCUGUAAGAAAUUUUUAUAACUAAAAAGUUUGGAUUAGUUUUAUUUGAAAUUUUGACAGAUUAAAAUAUUAAUGACAAUUUUAGAAAAAGUUUGCACCAAUUUUUAAAUAGUAAUGAUUUACAAGAUUGGUUUACAUAACCCAUAUAAGGCUAACAAAAAAAGAAUUAAAAUCUUGAACCCUUAAAUCAUUUAAAGUAAAUAGAUUACAGCAAUUUUUUUAUCUAAAUUUUGAAUGAUUUACUUCAGUAUUAACCAGAAAAAAGAAUAAAAUGGGGCUAAUUAAAAAUAAAGGUUGAUUAAGAAUUGAAAAAUUUGGAUAGUUCUAAAUAAUUUAAAACCCUUCCUGAUGUCAAGUAUUCAGAAAAAGUUUUUAAUCCUUAAAAUUCAAAAUUGGUUCAGUCAGAGAUUUAAAUAUGUAGUCCUCAAUUUUAAUAACAUCUUAUAAAAGUCCAAUAGUCCUCUGGCUUAAAGGCAUAAACUAAUUUUCUCAAUUUGAAUAAUAAUAGCCAGAUAUAAAAUUAAAUGGAACAAAAACCAUAGUAAAUCAUCUAAACAGGACUAUAACCUAAGAUGACUCUAAAUUAUUCCAGUUCAAAUCAAGUGCUUUCGAAUAUUAGAAAAAAUUGA